Molecule: messenger RNA, 366 nt
Organism: Columba livia (rock pigeon)
Lineage: Eukaryota; Metazoa; Chordata; Aves; Columbiformes; Columbidae
Gene: MRPL54
Product: mitochondrial ribosomal protein L54
Exons: 3
Coding region: 1-366 (121 amino acids)
Cellular component (GO): mitochondrial large ribosomal subunit
Molecular function (GO): structural constituent of ribosome
Source: RefSeq, a predicted model, not a curated record
AUGGCGGCGCGCGUGCUGCUGCGCGCGGCCCGGCUCGCGCUGCCCGGGCCGGCCCGCGGGUUCGCCAAGAAACCGGGGGGGAAGGUCAAGGGCAAGGCGGUGCCGAAGGAGGCCCUGCAGGGCCCCGAGGUGUGCACGGACCCCACCAUGCUCGCCACCCACGCCAUGGGGGUCAACUACUUCAAGGAGGGCCCGGAGGUGGCCCUGAAGCCCGACUCCGAGUACCCCGACUGGCUCUUCAAGAUCGACCUCGGGCCCCCCAAGAAGCUGGAGGAGUUGGACCCCGACUCCAUCGAGUACUGGAGGCGGCUGCGGAAGUACAACAUGUGGCACCGCAACCGGCUCAAGAAGGGCAAGAAGCUGUAG